AUGAGGCACUCGACAGUACAAGUCGCUUUGUUCUUUCUGGUGUUGGCAAGUGCUGCAACAGGAAAGGGAAAGCGAGGAGCAGGCUCGCAACUUCCGCCAGAAGCGGCACAAUGCCUGCCUAUUCUUCAGAAGGGAGGCGUUCAGGAGAAAAGGCUCGUCUACCCACAUCUGCUGGAAGAACGCGAGGUUGACGGCGCGAAGCUUGUUCACGUACACGAAGGCCUGGUCCUCAACUUGCGAAAGACGUCAGUCGCAGCGUCGACGCUUGCAGUCCAUGACCACGAAAACGGGAAGCCCACUGUUCAUUUCUACAAAGGAGAUGACAUCGACGGAAACCUCUACGAGGAUGAAAGGCGGCUGGCCACUGUAAUGGUUACAGAGACCAACAACGGCCUUGAGCUGGAAGGUGUCGUAGGACCACGGCACAAGAUUUCGCCAGUGCCGGUGAUGGAAAGGUCCGAGGAUGGUAGUGUUGCUCACAUGAUCUACGAAAUUAAAGAGGAGCCAAAUGGCAUGUUCGACACUCUCAUUCCAGGAGGAACGGACAAUGCCACGCUGCUCACCGAGAGGCAGUACAACUUUUACCAAACGGUUCCAACGGAGGUCACCGUAGAGCUGUUUGUCAUCUCUGAUAAGAUACAUCAGAAGCGAUUCUCUAAGACGCAACACCUGCUUGGGUACAUGUGCGUUAUGAUCAACAGCGCCAACUUACGCUUCAAAGACACGAGUGCUCCAAGGAUCAAACUGCUACUGACGGGACUCGAGCGAGUUCUGAGCGCACGGGACGAGCCAUACUUUAAAGGCGACGACAAGUACAUGGACGACACAACAACGAUCACGCAACUGGUCAACUACGUCAAAGCGAAAAAGCGACAAUUCGGCGAUCCCGACGUUGUCUACGUAGCCACGGGACGUGACAUGUAUGGUAUGGACAGUGGUGCGCCAGAUACAAGCCGUAAAGGACUGGCCUUCGUAGGUGGUGUGUGCACCAGUUCGCUUGUGGGCAUCGGUGAAGACAAUCCCGGCUCCUACGACGGAAUGCACGCUCUGACACAUGAAGUGGCACACUUGUUGGGAGCUGCGCACGAUGGGGACCCGCCCAUGACUAACAUCGUGCCGGGUCACCCAGGAGCCUUGGGGUGCCCAUUCAGCCAGGGGUACAUAAUGAGUUACCUCAACACCGGACCAAACUACCAUCGUUUUUCUCCGUGCAGCGUCACGCAGAUGCGAUACGUCAUAAGAUUGAGAGGACCGUCCUGCUGGUGGGUGAAGUCCCAGGGGCACAAAUUGGAUGGCUAUUAUCCCGGAAUGCUGGUUAAACCACAGGAUAUAUGCAAAUAUAAACUUGCUGGCCAAGCAAGCGUGACAGCAGACACGUCGUCCGCUGUCGUUCAGCGCUGCAAAGUGCGGUGCGUGUACUCGAAAGUUCAGCGCGGCUACUUCGGCGGAGUCUACGCGACCCGUGCGUAUUUGGAGUUCGAAGCGCCAGACUACGCAAGUUGCGGGAACGGAACGGUUUGCAUCCGAGGAAUUUGUGGUAAGAAAUAGAAGUAAACGAUAUGAAGUGAAAAAUUAAGAGUCUUUUACAUUCACGGAGCUUACUGCAAGUCACAGCAGCGCAUACAAAUAAUUCUACGGGCACCUUAUGAACAAUAUUAUAUCUUCUACAACAGAUAAACUAUA
Molecule: messenger RNA, 1683 nt
Organism: Dermacentor albipictus
Lineage: Eukaryota; Metazoa; Arthropoda; Arachnida; Ixodida; Ixodidae
Source: RefSeq, a predicted model, not a curated record